Messenger RNA from Lingula anatina, 4625 nucleotides. RefSeq lists its product as uncharacterized. Lineage: Eukaryota; Metazoa; Brachiopoda; Lingulata; Lingulida; Lingulidae. The record is from RefSeq and is a predicted model, not a curated record. Gene Ontology annotation, molecular function: beta-glucosidase activity. Gene Ontology annotation, biological process: carbohydrate metabolic process.
CGCGGUCACAUGACCAGUCACAAGACUCGGAGGUUUGUAUAAUUGAAUCUGCCAGGGCACCGUCGUAUUGAGAUGAGGCACUGAGCUUGGGAUUACCACAGUAGACUACGACCAUGACAGCAAGUGCCCCCACAUUAGCCCUUAUUCUUGGUGCGUUUUUACUUAUCGGGAAGAGCAGAGGUGACAGUAUCUCAGAUCUGUUGUUGAAAAUCCAGUUUAAAAAUGAAGGCAUUAUCAAGAGUUCGGAUCGUUACGUGUGGAAGAGGCAAGGCUGCGUGUACCUGGAGCAGGAGAAUGUCACCCACAUCAGUGACUCGGCUAUGGGCUGGGACCUCUGGGAUGCAUUUAAUUAUCGCUACCAGCAGCUAGAUAAUGGGACUUUGGUUCCACCCCCCAGUGGUAUACGGAGUGCUGUGCCUCUUGGGGGUGUCAGCACAGGGUCAAUAGAGCUGCGUGGAGAUGGUACUUUACAUGAGUGGGUCAUAAUGAACCAAACGCCAGGGGGAGCUGCAAAAAUACAGGUAUUUGAAGAAGCAGUGUUUGGUAUGAGAACUUCAGUGAGUUCAGUUUCAAAGAAGCAAUCAAACCAACAAAAACAAGUUGCCAGUCAGAAGUCUGAUGAAUUUUACCUCAACGUGCAUAUACCCAGAUCUGAAAAUGAAGUGAUCAAAAUGACCAAGGAAAUUGAUGAAGAAAUCGAAGAAAUGAGGGUCCAAAUAGGUGGUGACAGAUUAAAACGUCAUUUGAAAAAGCUUCCUAAGGAAAAAUCAAAUGGAGCCCAAGCAUUUGUACUUCAAACUCAUCCACCCACAGGUUUGCCAGGUGUUCAGGCUAUGAAGUACCAAGGCUCUCACCCAGUGUCCAGACUAGAGGUGCAAGACUCGUGUGUACCUGUUGAGGCUGCCUUGUAUGGUUACUCUACAUAUUAUGUGAACAACCUCAAUAAGUCAGCUACACCAGCCAUAGCCUUUACAUUGGUCAUGAAGAAUCCUUCUAAAACAAACAAAGUUGAUGCAGCUUUCAUGCUCAACCUUCCUUUAGGAAUAGAAAAGAUGCAGGACAGGUCAUACGUUGAAGGGACUCUAGAAUCAGAAGAAGCUUUGACUGUCACUAAUGAUUUACAGUGCAUGAAGCUUUGCAGUAGUGUUAAGGAAUGUGGAACAUGGACAUUUCAAGAAGACACCAAGUCUUGUGUACUCUACACCAGUGUAAACUUGAAUAGGUUUAAUCCCCAGAGGUCAUCAGGUGUCAAAGGCUUUUGGCAAGUCCAUGAAACAGGAGGCAAUUUAAAUUGUAUCUCUCUGGUUCGUGAAUGCAAUGUGGCCCCUUGUGGAAACCUUUCAAUUUGUGCAUCCAGCUUAAACAAUCAGGGUGUGGCAACCUCCUUUGGAUCAGCAGAUGAUGUGAUGGAUCUUUGGAAUGACUUUGCAGCUAAUGGAAAAUUCACCAAGACUGCAGUCACACCAGAAUCCGGGGCACUUCCCAAUAUGCAUGGAGCAAUGGCAUUAUCUACAACAUUGCAGCCAGGGAAGGAAAAGUCUGUGACAUUGAUUUUAUCUUGGUAUUAUCCUAACCGCGAUUUCAAGCGCAGGAUUUAUGGUAACUUUUACAAGCACCUGUUUGCUGACUCCAUUGAUGUGGCACAGCAGAUGGCAGUGGCCUUACCUCAUACUAUUGGCAACAUCACCCUGAUGCAAAAUUCUUUAUUCAACUCAUCUCUACCUGAAUUUCUUCAAGAUAUCUAUGUCAACAGUUUGGGACAUAUAAGGUCUGCAUUCUGGCUUGCUGAUGGCAGGUGGAGGCAGUGGGAAGCUUAUGACUGUCCUGAUACAGACUCUGUUCAUAAUGAUGGUGAAAGACACAUUCCAUACAUAACAUUCUUCCCAGAGAGUACCAAGAAUAAGAUGUUGGCUUGGGCAAAGUCUCAGAAUGCAGCUGGAAUGAUAGCUGAGGAGCUCCGUGUCAGUGUUCUUGUCCCUGGCGAUGAGAUAGAUGUCCCUGGAGGCAGGGUCAUGUCAGACUGUUCAUCUAUGUUUGCUGUGUAUGCUUUAGAAUUAUAUAGGUGGAAAGGUGAGGUUGAGUUUGUCAAAUCCCUAUGGCCGAAUAUCAAGAAGGCUGUUCAGUGGCACAUAGAUCAGGCAAAGGAAUAUGGUCAACCCAGGAAGCUGGAGACCACAUACGACUAUGUUGUUUUAACUAUCUAUGACUUCUCUGCAUAUACAUCUGGUUUCCAUUUGUUAGCAUUGAGAGCUGGCUACGAGUUAGCUUUAGCUUUUGGUGACACGGACUUUGCAAAUACCUGUCAGUCUGCCUAUCGUCGUGGAGUGGAGGCCAUAGAUAAGUACCAGUGGAAUGCCACUCACGAGUACUACAAUGCCUACACUACUCUGAACAAAGUAGACAGUAUCGACUUCCGUCUUGAUUCUAAGAAUUUCAGAUCCACUUUGGGAAAAAUGAUUGAAGCACAGGGACUAGUAGGUGUAACAGAAAACCUUCCUGCCACACCUGGUGCAGUUAUGGCAGAUUCAUUUUAUGCACAGGUUGUUGCAUUCUCUGUAGGACUUGGUCCUCUUGUUGAUCCCAGUCGUUUAAUUAAACAUCUGAAAGCAGAGUAUGAACACAACGAGACACCAUAUGGCAUGCUGGUUAUGACUGGCCGUUACCCCUACCCUGGACCUGCAGUAAAACCCUUCAGAGAUAACUGUAUUUGGCAGAUGGCUAACCCUAACUGGGGGACUCUUAACAUCCACUUGGAGCAGAAUGUCACCAAUGCCAUCAAUGUGGCUAAGGUGACUUUAGAUAGGUGGCGCUCCAUCGAAAACGACCAGUGGAAUGCAGCAGGAAUCACAGGAGGAGUGGGUUAUGGACUGGAGGGUCAGAGCUUCAUGACCAGUCACUAUGGUUACUAUAUGUCAUCAUGGUAUAUGAUAUUUGCUCUGACUGGCCAGUGGGCAAGUAUCCCUGAUGGUAUAUUAAAGUUCAACCCCAAGGUUGCCCCACCAUACAGAUAUCCUGUCUUGUUGCCUGGGGUUGUAGGUUCUUUGGAAGCAGAAAAUCUCCUUGCAGGUAAAAUCCAAUAUUCACUGGAACUGCAUUUUGGUCAGUUGGAGUUGAAUACUUUGUCUGUUAAUGGAGUGGUCUAUCCAAGCUCCAACGCCCUUCUCAGAGCUGGGGACAAAGUUACUUGGUCUUCAAAUUAGAAACUUAUGUUCAUAUCUGAAUUUAUUCUAAUUUUUUCUUUCACAGAGUACCAAUUACCCUUUGUUUGAAAUACUCACUUUUAACCUGCAUUAGGAUAACAUAGGAAAAAAGGGAUUACAUUUUCUCAAGUUAACAAAUUUGUUGUACUUUAUUUCUGUGAAAUCCAUUUUUUUGUAAAUCCUUAUUAUAAUGGCUUUUUGUCAAGGUGUAGGAGUAAAUUGAGGUAUAUUUAAGCAUAAUCUGUGCACAAUGCUCUAAAGUCAUUGACUGUGAUUCUAAAUUGACAUUUAGUCUUUAUUUUUGAAUUAUACUCAAGAUACAUAAUAUUUUCUUAAGUUCAUUUAAAGGGUAUAUAUUUCUCAAAUAUCUAUCAAGUUCAAAGUUGAUAUCUUAAAAUGGUAAGAACAUUAAAUGUCAAUCAGCAUCAUUAACUGGUUUCACAAGUUGGUUGCAGUCUGAAUAUUCCAUGAAAAAGGUCGAACUGGUUAAAAACUGGCACAAUAUACCACAUAGCUGUGAUGGGAGUUGGUUUAAAACUUAGACUGAAUAUAUGUAACAUUAACCCAAGCCAUGUAAAUGUCCUGUUACCAUUUAUGUAGUUCAAAAAAGACAGCUUGUUGCAAUAUUUAAGCUGCUGUUUCUGUGCCGUACACUCUUCUUAUAGUAUUUCAUUUCAUCUAAGCAAAAAUAAAUUACCAUUCAUGCCAAUAUGUUAACAACUUUUGUUUAGCUUUAAACAUUCCAUUUUAUUUUGGAGACUAUGCAUAUAUGUAUAGUUACAUGAAACUUGUUUGUAGUUGACAUGUUGAAUAAUGUUACAGUGUACUUUUACUCUAAAAGAGCAUUUCUAACUAUUUACCAAAUCAGUGUGGAUUGAUGUUGAUGUUGUCAUUUUGUUUAGUGAAAUAUAUAAAGCAUUUGGUGAAAAUUUCAGAAGAAAUCAUGAGCAUAGAUAUAAAGUGUUCAGAAAAAAGUUGGCAUUUAUAAUUUUUCGCUUUAAAAUACUAAAAUCCAGGUUGAUUUUACAUUUAUUUGUUGCUUGCACAUUUAUACUUCUUUGUAUUCUUUGGUAUUUCAGGUGAAGGAGAAGAGAUUUGUUUUUGAUAAUCAACUUUCACAAUCUUAUUUUUGCCAUUAUUGUAUGUAUACAGAUAUGAUAGCCAGAUCUUUUUGAAAAAUCUAAUCUACAUCUUUUUGCAUCUAAAUACAUUUUUCAUCAAAGGAAUUCCUACCUUUUUUGGAAGAAAAACCUGCCAAGUUAACCAAAUGUAUACCUUGAACAUGCAAAGUACUUUUUGUGUAGUAACAAAUUAUUCCAUAAGAAAUAGAAAUAUGGUGUAUAUCAGUGUUUCAAAAAGAUUAUUUUUCUUUUUGACAUUGUAACUUUCACUUCAGUGCAUUAAUAAAAAAUACAGUGAACCCAG